Molecule: messenger RNA, 1647 nt
Organism: Cryptococcus deneoformans JEC21
Lineage: Eukaryota; Fungi; Basidiomycota; Tremellomycetes; Tremellales; Cryptococcaceae
Exons: 5
Coding region: 396-1580 (394 amino acids)
Biological process (GO): fatty acid alpha-oxidation
Molecular function (GO): phytanoyl-CoA dioxygenase activity
Source: RefSeq, a predicted model, not a curated record
CUCUAAUUCCGGCCCGCUCAUUCAUCCCUCCAUUCAGUCUAAAUAUAGUUCAUGUCUGCAUAUCGGAAAGGCCUCUCGUUUUGGCGGGUCUUCUGGGGAGGGCCAAAAAACGGCGAUCGCCGAACGGUGGAUUUUUUGGUUGUUGGGUAUGAGCGCUCUGCGCUCUGCACUGUAAAAUCCCCCGAUAGCUUGGAGCUUCCGCCAAGAUUUGCCGAAUGGCAUGAACCAACGAAUCGCCAAUGGAUAUUAACAAGGCUUCUGAGAUUUUACAGGUGAAACUUCCAGAAACAUCUUUUUAUACUUCUGUGGGGCCGAAGAUCCGAUGUGAACGCCUUUUAUUAUCGUUGAAACCUCAACACAACCAUCCAUCUCGAAACUAAGAUCGAUAUUACGUUAUGCGAGUUCAAACAAGAACCAGGCUAUUGCAACCGUUUCCAAAACAAGAAAUUGAACGUUUUGGGACAAUAUGCGGACAGGUUACGAAUGCUUCUGAUUACCCUUUGUCUGUCGAUGUUGUGAACAAUGUGGUGAUCUAUGCUGGAGACCAACUGCGCCAGUCCCUGAAGAAAGGAAUUCAGGUGAAGGAGGAUAUCAUGGCAGAGUUUCACCAAUGUUUAUCCUCCGGUCCCGGUAUACUGGUGAUCAGAGGUUUUGUGAAGGACUUGGAUGUAAUCCGGAGAACGAACAGCGUGUUUAGUGACAUCAUUCAGAAGGAGAAAGAACACGCCAAGGGGGACCAUUUCGCCCCUGCAGGCAACAACGAUCGGAUCUGGAACUCGUUUCAAAAACAUGCUGUAGCUGAUCCAAGUAGUUUUGUGGAAUACUACGCCAACGAGCUGCUAGAUCUGGUUGCCGAGGCUUGGUUAGGCCCAGGUUAUCAAGUAGCAGCUCAGACCAACGUGAUACGCCCCGGUGGAAAGGCGCAGGAACCGCACCGAGAUUACCACCUCGGUUUCCAAUCCGAGCAGGUGGCUUCUCGAUUCCCAAUAGCAUCUCAAAUCGCUUCUGCAAUGCUCACUCUGCAAGGGGCGGUAGCCCAUUCGCCUAUGCCUCUCCGCUCUGGUCCAACUCAGCUUCUUCCCUAUUCCCAGCAAUUCGACCAUGGCUACUUGGCUUAUCGACGGCCCGAAUUUGUCGAAUUCUUCCAUAAGUAUAUGGUUCAAAACGAGCUUGAAGUCGGAGAUGCUAUAUUCUUCAAUCCAGCGUUAUUUCACGCUGCUGGAGAAAAUCAAACGACUGACAUGUACCGGAUUGGGAACCUCUUGCAGAUUUCAGCAUGUUGGUCCAAGCCUAUGGAAACCGUUGAUCGGAUGAGUAUCAUUCGGGCAGCGUGGUCCCAUGUACAACAAUACAUCGCCAAAGCUGAAGGCGGUGUGGCAGCCUCCUCCUCUCAAGCAUUGUUGAAGGCCAUUUGUGAUGGUUAUUCAUUUCCCACCAAUCUAGAUAGGGACCCACCGCCCGCAGAUAGUCAUUGCCCUAAGACCCAGCUUGAUUGCGUUACCAAUGGACUGAUCGAAAACUGGUCUAGAGAGCGUCUAGCCGAGGUCUUGGAUGAGCUAGACUGGAAACGCAGGGCCUAAAAGUAAUGAGAGGACACGGUUUGAUAUCACGAUCAAAGGACUGACAUGCAUUUCUUGUGGACAUUAC